Rotaria sp. Silwood2 is the source of this 666-nucleotide messenger RNA. The record is from the annotation of a GenBank genome assembly. NCBI's taxonomy places the organism in Eukaryota, Metazoa, Rotifera, Eurotatoria, Philodinida, Philodinidae.
AUGUACAGUGAAACAACUCAAAAUCAUGUCAUUAUGUGGACUGUCAAACCGUUAUUAAUGCCUGUACUGCUGGUUUUAUUCUUAUUAAAUGCACACAAUAAUUUGUCUCUCGAACGACGAUGUUUAAUGAUAGCACUUAUUUUUUCCUGGUUCGGUGAUCUAUUACUAAUGCUACAUAGAAAUGAUUUAUUUGUCUUUGGUUUGGCUUCCUUCUUAAUUGCUCAUAUUACUUAUGUUAUUUCAUUUAUUGUUAGACUUCAACAUGAAGGAAAUGCAUUAAGACAACGAUUAACCAUGUCUACUAUGCUGAUUACAUCGAUUCCUUUCUUAGCUUAUAUUACACUCAUGCUUUACAUACUUUCUCCAAGAUUGAAUACAAACCUAGAAGAAACUAAAGGUUUACUCAUACCUGUAGUAUUUUAUAUUACUAUAAUCGUUGGUAUGGCUUACACAUCUUAUUUACGUAAUAGAAAAGCUUCUGGCUUUUGGUCAGUCUUUGCCGGAGCAGUAUUCUUUGUUAUGUCAGAUACAAUCUUAGCUUUCAACAGAUUUGUUACGCCCUUACCUACACCGGGUUUAUUCAUUAUGUUCACAUAUGGUGUAGGUCAAUAUUUAAUUACAAUUGGUACUUUACAAGUGGCUGAUAAAGACUUGAAAAUUGCCUAA